Durusdinium trenchii is the source of this 1761-nucleotide messenger RNA. The record is from the annotation of a GenBank genome assembly. NCBI's taxonomy places the organism in Eukaryota, Dinophyceae, Suessiales, Symbiodiniaceae.
AUGGCCUUCGAAGCAGGAAUGAUCAUGACUCUCAACUUGCUUUUCCUCGGCCAUCAUGUGGUGAAGUACCGUGGACACUUGCAGGCCAUAAUUGCGCCGGCAAGGAGCUUUGUCCAGGCAUUCGGCUUCCACUUCUCCAAGCGGAUGGAAGUUUCUCCCGAAGAUGGCCGAGAUGCAGAAGUGGCACAGGCCUUGUGGGAUGUGCGAGGUCGUGCAUACCGACAUGCGACUGAACUCUUCAUUCACCAGAGCGCCAUUGCCGUGACUGGUCUGAGUUACAACUUCUAUACCGAGCCGACCCUCUCGAGCCUGAGCCAGCUAUGCUUGAUGAUCUUCGUAUACAUGCAUCACUGUCUUUGUUUGGAGAGGGCAAUCUGGAAGGGAAGGAAUCUUCGGACCUUGUACAUCAUUUACUACACCGGCUUUGGUCUAACUGUGCUGGCAAGCUGCUGGCAGCAGGAGACUCAAGAGCGGGCAAUGAGCAAGCAGGUCUUCAACGUGAGUGCUCGCAUCCUGUUUUCGGUGAUCUUCAUCGACACCGCGACAGCUUGUCCGGCACAGGCGGCCAUCUCCUUGGCGGAGAUCGGCCAAUACGCCUCUGCGUCGCACGUGGCCUUCGGCGAUGUCGUGGUCUUCGCGUGGGUUCAAGUCUUGGUCGCCUUGGGGCUUGUUGCCCUCUCAGCCAUCCUGGAGUAUUGGGUCACGUGUCACGUGUCUGCUCAUCUCGACACCAAGUCCAUGUUAUCCAGCUUCCGGCGGAUGCUGCGGGGCGUGUGCGAUGGGGAGGUCUUGUUGGACGAUGAGAUGAAGAUCCAGGAAGACACCGGAUGCCUGAAACAUUUGUUGAUGCACGCUGGGAGCUUCAAAGGGAAGGAUUUUGAGGAGUUGCUGCUCCCGUCUGAAGUGCCUCAGUUUCGAGACUUCAUGAACCAGUCCAAGCGCGAUGCGCUGCAGCCGGAGGAGCAGAACGGGACGCCACCAUGCUUGCGCAUCUCAUUGAAGGGGGCUUCAACGUUCCGGGUUGGGGUGGAUCUUUGGCAUGUCCCGAUGUGCAGAAAAGAUGGCACUCUUCAUGUCCUAGCGCUGCGAGAAGACUCCGAUACACGCGCCCCUCGCGAAGAUCAUGAGCCGGACCGCGAGCCGCAGCCUCUCCCCCAGAUGAUUCCCCGCAUGAGUUCGGAGAAUGGACCCGAACGAUUGUGCGGUGCGGUUUUGGAGGUCUCGCCCCCCCGCGGCCAAGUCGGACCAGAAGUCGGAAGAGGAAACCAUGUCGCAGAAGUCGUCGCUGUCGUUGCUUCAGAGUUUUCCAGAGCUCCAAGAUAUGACCCUUUGCGUGGACACCUCCAGCAAUUGGUUCGACGCUUGGACGCAGCAGAUCGAAAGACGCAGCCUGACGCAGCGGAACCAGAUCGGAAGACGCUCGAAGAUGUGGAACAGGCACACCUGAGCUUCAUGCGUCAACCGCAGUCCUCCCAUCUGUCGAUGCCCUCCUUGCGACGCCUUAUACGACCCAGUGAGUGGGAGACGGUGCGGAGCAAGUUGAAGGAGGUUGGUUGCGGUCAUCGAGACGGCUCAGAUCACACAGAUACGAUGGAGAUGCAUCUCUUGGAUGAUGCGAAGCAACCCUUGAUUGCCCAAGUCCAAGUCUCUGCAUAUCGCCCACCUCGAGGUACUGUAUCAAAACGAAAAGGUGGCACAGAUGGGAUUGGUGAAGAUACCCUCAUUGUCACCUGUGGGAGUGUGUUCAAUUCGAUAAUGUAA